Messenger RNA from Theileria parva strain Muguga, 1882 nucleotides. It is a transcript of the gene papA, whose product is annotated as Poly(A) polymerase PAPa. The record is from RefSeq and is a predicted model, not a curated record. Bases 188 to 1711 code for a protein of 507 amino acids. Gene Ontology annotation, cellular component: nucleus. The transcript has 4 exons. NCBI's taxonomy places the organism in Eukaryota, Apicomplexa, Aconoidasida, Piroplasmida, Theileriidae. Gene Ontology annotation, molecular function: RNA binding; poly(A) RNA polymerase activity.
AUUUAUUCUUUUUGUAUUAUAUAAUUUUUAUUUUAUAUAUUCUCUUUAAGUAAGGAGAAUAUUAUAUUUAGGCUUUUUUUAUUUUAUGUAAUAUAGCUAUGUCAUAAAAAUGAUGUUUUUAAUUUUAAUCACCGAUAAAUAUUUGAAUCCAUAUUCAAAUUAAUGUUUUUAAGCAGAAGAUUAUACAAUGGUAAUUUCUGUACAAUCUAUCCAAUUAAAUCAGUAUGGAAUAACUGAUCCUGUGUCACAUGAAGGUCCAACAAACAACGAUCUCAAGGCUUCCCGCGAACUUCUUAACCUCCUAAAAUCACAUAAUUUGUAUGAAACUGAAGAAGGUAAAAAAAGAAGAGAAGAUAUUCUGGAAUCACUUAACCGCCUCCUACAACAGUUUGUUAGAAGGCAAGCUAAAAUUACUAGAGGCCUAACAGACCAAGAAGCGAGUCAGGUUUCAGGUAAACUGUUGACUUUUGGAUCAUAUAGGCUGGGAAUUGUGGCUCCAGAUAGCGAUAUAGACGUUUUGUGUCUGUGCCCUAGAAGCGUAACGCGUGAAUCGUUCUUUUCUGAUUUUUACAAUACAUUAAAUAAAGUAGACGGUAUAUCUAAGUUGCAAGCUGUACCAGAUGCGUACACACCAGUAAUAAAGUUAUAUUUUUACGACAUUAGCAUCGACAUUCUGUUUGCCAACUUAGAUGCUCCAACUGUUAGUCCACAUAUAAACGUUUUGGAUGAUAACAUUUUACGUAACAUGAAUGACUCGACGGUUCGUAGCAUUAAUGGAUGUAGAGUAGCAAGUUAUAUACUCGACUCUGUACCAAACAAAAAUUACUUCAGAACGACACUCAGGUUCAUAAAACUCUGGGCCUCAAGACGUAAAAUAUAUUCAACAGUUGUAGGAUAUCUAGGUGGCGUGGCGUGGGCAAUUUUAACAGCAAGAGUCUGUCAAUUGUACCCCAACUGCGCUCCCAACCAACUCAUUGAAAAAUUUUUCAGGGUAUACUCAGUAUGGCAGUGGGAGUGCCCAGUGACCUUAUGUAAAAUAAAGGAGCCACCAAAUAUCCCAGGAUUAAUGUCCUUCAAAGUAUGGGAUCCAAGAGUUAACCCUCAGGACCGACAUCAUCUGAUGCCAAUAAUUACACCUGCCUUUCCCUCUAUGAAUUCCACUCAUAAUGUAACUGCAACAACAAAGAGAGUGAUAACAGAGGAGCUUAUGAGGGCUUUGGAAAUAUUUAAAACGUCAAAUCUUACAAACGUCGAAUUAUGGGAGAAGGUUCUUGAGGAGGAGGAUGUGUUUUCUAACUACAAGCACUUUCUAGUAAUAGAAGUCUACGGAUCUAAUGAACAUGUAGCCCAUAAUAAGUGGGAAGGGUGGAUUGGAAGUAGGAUGAGAUUCCUCAUAAGCAGAUUGGAGAACCUAGGAAACACAUAUAUAAGACCAAUUCCGGGAUUUUUCAAAUUUGAAGAUGAUAAUUGGGAUUACGCAUCUUCUGCUUUCUUCGCCUUCAAGGUCAUAUCGGGUGUGGUAGAAACCUCAAAAACUCUCGAUAUACGCUCGUCUGUGCAAUCGUUUAAAGAUAUUAUAAAUAAUUGGAGUGAUAUGGAAAAGUACAGGGAUCAAAUCAGUUUUAAUAUCAAACACCUCAAAAAUAACCAACUCCCCGACUAUGUUUUAUCAAACAAAUCUAAAAAGAGGCCAAUAAAUGAAAUAUCAUAGAAAUUUAUUAAAUUAUAAUCUGUAAUAUUUUUGUUUUUUCAUUCAUUGGUUUUUGUAACCUUAUUUUUCAAUUCUUUACCACAUCAAAGGAUAAUUUGGUAAAUAUCUUACUAAAUCAAGCAAAUCAAUCAAAAUUCUUGUUUUUUAUAAUCUAAUAUGUUAAUAUAAUUA